AUGGCGCCAAAGAAAAAGCAAAAAACGGCACAUGUGGCUGUUGCGGCUGUCGAUGCCUUACCCGAAGCCAUCUGCCAAGAAUAUUUGGUCAAAGUUCAUGAAGCAAUCAGCUGCAUCCAAACACAUGACAUGUGCAGCAACAUUGCUGGCCAGCCACCGCUGUCACCAAAGGAAGGAGGACGCGAAGCACUUUGGGACGGUAAUAUGGCUGCUUCGGCCUUGAAAACUGCACAAAGUUACCGGUGCGCUGCCAACUUCUUUUCUCAGGACUUCUUGUGGCUUGCGACCCAUAAGAUCCCUAUCAAUUUGGGCCAAGUGAAACAGAUUCAAAACUAUUGGUUUCCCAAGGAUGACGAGCCUCCCAAGCUGUGUCCCUUUGUUGUCACAGUUGCAGUGGAUUCCCAUAAGUGCUCUGGCGAUCCUCCGCAAUCGGGGUGGCCACGGCUGAGUCCGGCCGAGCCCGUGCAUGCGCUGCUGUUUGCGGCAGCUGAAGCAAUCAAGUCGAAACAGGGCGCCAAUGUGCUGCAAGCCUUUAAAUCUUGCUUCUUGACAUGCACUUUCGUCUAUGAAGUUGUGCCUGUGGGUGAAGCUCGAUACUUUAGGAGUCUAAAUAUUCGAGAGGAGCAGGUUGAAAAAGGUUUGGCGGUGCAAAUGAGCUUGAGACAGCGCAUCUACGACAUUGCUGGGUUUGCUGAAGCCAAAAAAACCACGGAUGGUAUUGGGUUGGUGGACGGCUGGCGCAUGGGUAACUUAGACCCAGGGGUUUUUGUGAUCGCCAAGCUGAAGGAUAGCAGGGCAAGCUAUGUGGAAGUUUUGAAAUUGAAAAGAAAAGUUCGUGACUACCUCCUCGGUGACUGGCUCAACUCGCUGCCCAUCAAUGACGAAUGGAAGAAGAAACUGUCAAACAGCUUCACCUCCUUCGAUGCAUGUCGCAAUUUUUUUGCGCCAUUUCCAGGAGAUCCGGUGGACACUGCAUGGAUGCUGGCUGCUCCGGUCGGCGUGCUUCGGAUCGCAGAAUUCUUUGACCAGAUCAUUUAUGGAAACGAGUUCGACGGCCGCUACAAAGAUGGAAUCAAAAUGAAACAUGACGUAGCUGAUUUGUUGGAAUAUCCGACGGUGAAGUCAGUCUUGCAAGAAUUGGAAGCAGCUGUGCGAUCAGAACUGAAACCGGAAAAGUCUGCAGAGCCUGUCACUGUGGAGGAGACGGCGCCAGCUGCUCCGGCUACUGCACCGGCUGCUGCGGCCUCUGAAGCUGCUUCGGCUUCUGACGCUGCUCCGGCUGAAUCUGCUCCAGCCAAGCCUUUCGACCGCCUUUCAACAGAGGAUCAAACAUUGUGGCGGCAACAGAUGCGCAAAGUUUUGCAGCAGCAUGUCCGAUUUGUUUGUGACCACAAAUCCAGCGCUGAACUUGAAGAAGCUCUCAAAGACACACCUUUCAUUUCCCUCCGGGGAGAUCAAACAGGUUUGUGCCUUUACCAUUUCGAUCUGAAGAAGUACGGCGAGCCGACAACUCGUCCAGACGUUCGUGUGCCGACAUUCCGUGAAGCAUUGUACGGCCGCCUGGUCAAAUCGAUCCUGGCAGCACGCAGCGCCGCGCAAGGAUUGCAAAACUCAAAUCUUCAGGCUGGAGAAGUUGCAUUGAUUUUAGAUGGUGGCAAACGCGGCCUGAAGAACAAGUUGCUGCAUCCAUGGCGAGAAGGAACUGCUUCCAAGAAUGCUGACGAUGACGCUGAAGAAGACGGUGCAGAAGCAGACAUGGAAGAAGACGAUGGCAAACCAACCUUUUUCGCCGACUUGUUGCAGAUCGCCUACUCUGAAAGUUCUUUGGCCGCCCGCAAGAAGAGGUUGCGAGGAAAUUUCAACUUGAAGCAGAUCGAAUGGUGCCAUGUCCUCAGCACAAAGAAACUUUCACUGCCAGUCAAAGAAAGACUUCAUUGCGCAGGGUCGACAAAUGGAGACUUGAUUUGCAACGUGCACCUACCAGGGUGGAACGAAGAAUGGCAAUUGCCGUGGAAAAUGAAAAAGGAUCUUUACGGCAAGAAGCACCUCAUUGCAGUGGGUUCAAAAACCGAAGGCGCCGAUGACCAAACUCCGUAUGCUGACCGAAGAAACAAUGGAAAGGAACCAGUCUGUUUUCACAGUCCGCCAGAAGAAUUUUACGCAGAGCUGAUUCAUGACUUUUACGUCAAGCUCAUUUUGGAUCUUACACCAUCAGACGGCAAAAUGGCUGUUUCGGCCAUAAAAAGUCGUGUGGGGUAUGUCGGUGUGUGCUACAAUCCUGAACACCAAAGUCUGCUGGAAGAACGCCUGCUGGAAGUCCUGGAGAUGGAAAUGAGAAACAGCGGAAGCUCUCUUUUCUCAGCUGCCUACUGCGAAGCUGUCGGUUGCAGGACUGCUUCGGCCUUGCCUGGUGAAGAAGAGUUGAAAAAGAAAAAUCCGAAGCCCGUGCCAAAAAAGAAGGCCAAAGCCAAGCCGAAAGCUAAGUCGACAAGAAAGCGGGGUAGCCGAGCCGCAGAGAAAGACAAAGAGCCGGCAGACGACGACGAUGACAAAAACAAUGACGACGACGAGAAUCAAGGCGGUGAGGAAGAGGACGAAGAAGAAGAUGUGUGGGGCCCCUUCAACGACGAGUAG
Cladocopium goreaui is the source of this 2634-nucleotide messenger RNA. NCBI's taxonomy places the organism in Eukaryota, Dinophyceae, Suessiales, Symbiodiniaceae. The record is from the annotation of a GenBank genome assembly.